AUGGGUUCCAUCACUCUGCCCAUAACGAGACUUCCACUACUCAACCCGACUUCUUCUUCAUCAUUUUCACUUCCUCAUCCUCCUCUCUCUAAUCCUCGUCGUCGCUCCAAUUUUUCACCGUUGGUCAUCACCGCCUCUGCCGUCUUCGCAGCUCCUUCUGAUGUUAAUAACUCUGUUCCGGCUAAAAACGGAGGUUACACAGUUGGUGAUUUCAUGACAGAGAGACAGAAUCUGCAUGUUGUUAAUCCUUGUUCAAUAGAAGAAGAUACAAGACCCAACUGA
This is a messenger RNA of Brassica oleracea var. oleracea, 282 nucleotides long. RefSeq names its product CBS domain-containing protein CBSX2, chloroplastic-like. The record is from RefSeq and is a predicted model, not a curated record. The coding region runs from base 1 to 282 and encodes 93 amino acids. The transcript has 2 exons. NCBI's taxonomy places the organism in Eukaryota, Viridiplantae, Streptophyta, Magnoliopsida, Brassicales, Brassicaceae.